Vairimorpha ceranae is the source of this 150-nucleotide messenger RNA. RefSeq lists its product as hypothetical. The transcript has a single exon. NCBI's taxonomy places the organism in Eukaryota, Fungi, Microsporidia, Nosematidae. Bases 1 to 150 code for a protein of 49 amino acids. The record is from RefSeq and is a predicted model, not a curated record.
AUGUUCUGUAUAACAGAUAUUUCGAUUAAGUUAAACUACUAUCUUAUAAAAUUUUUAUUUAUUUUUUUUCAACCUAAAAUUAAUACCUUUUCCUUUUUUUGGGUUUACUUUAGAAUUCUGGCCACAUUUUUUCCAAAAAAUAUAGAUUAA